Choloepus didactylus (southern two-toed sloth) is the source of this 729-nucleotide messenger RNA. RefSeq names its product chibby family member 3 (gene CBY3). The transcript has 3 exons. The record is from RefSeq and is a predicted model, not a curated record. Lineage: Eukaryota; Metazoa; Chordata; Mammalia; Pilosa; Megalonychidae. Bases 1 to 729 code for a protein of 242 amino acids.
AUGGGGCCAGGCCUGGGGCAGCAGCUCAGCACCUCCAACACGUCUUCCAGAGAUUACCUCCCUAAAGUAGCUCUACGGGCUGGGACCCUCCAGCCCGUGCCCAGCUCUCAGCGCCCCUGGCUCGCCUCAGCAUCCAGGACAGCGGGGAUCCCCAGGCGCGGGCGCGCCGCUCCGAGCCCCCUGCGGCCCCCGCGCGCCGCCACCCUGGAGGCCUUCGGGGGGCAGCUCACGGGCCACGCCGGCCGCCUGUGGGAGCGCCUGCGGCGCUUCUGGGCCGACCACUGCUCGCGGCGCUUCUCGCCACGGCGGCCGCCGCUGCGCCGCAUCUCGUCCCUGUCCACCUUCUACCUGCUGGACCACCGCACGCGCCAGGCCGAGCUGGGGCUCAGCUACGGGGCGCCGCGCACGCGCCUCAGCGACCACGCCUUCGUCUUCCGCGGCGGCCGCUGGGCGCUCGAGGGGCCCCCGGGCGGGGCGGGCUGGAGGGCGCAGGUGCAGCGCGGCAAGGGCCAGGUGCUGCUGGAGGAGAACAACUACCUGAAGCUGCAGCAGGAGCUGCUCAUGGACAUGCUCACGGAGGCCACGGCGCGCAUGCGCCUGCUGGAGAAGAAGCUCGACGCGCAGGACAGCCCCGCGCCCGCCGCGCGCGCCUGGCAGAGGAAGCUGCGCACGCGCGAGGGCGCCGGCGGCGUGCUCAUGCUCGAGCCGCGCGCUCUGGAGUCGCGGUGA